AAAAAAAUGUUUAUAUUUAUUUUACAAAAUUAUCUUCAACUACUAACAAACAACGGAAAUAGUAAUAAAUUAAUUAGAGGCACGAGGUUUAUUUUAUGGUUAUUGGCCGCAUCUUUUCUUUUUCUGAUAAUUAUUGCUGUUAAACAUUCUGAUGCAAAACCUUUGGUUGGCAACAAUUUUUACAAUUUUGCUGAACAAAGUUUGGAUAAACGAGAACCUAAUAAAAUGUUGCACAGACGUGAGUUAAGUGGAUUAAAACGUCUGAUAGACGAAAUUGUACGUUCUGGAUAUGAUGGGGGUUUCCUCCCUUUUAAGCGCCGAAGGAAAUAUUUUUUAUUUUGGAAGGCCAAGGGCAUUCAGUUCUAA
Messenger RNA from Meloidogyne enterolobii, 366 nucleotides. The record is from the annotation of a GenBank genome assembly. NCBI's taxonomy places the organism in Eukaryota, Metazoa, Nematoda, Chromadorea, Rhabditida, Meloidogynidae.